Pecten maximus is the source of this 697-nucleotide messenger RNA. RefSeq names its product transmembrane protein 11-A, mitochondrial-like. Gene Ontology annotation, cellular component: mitochondrial inner membrane. Bases 30 to 563 code for a protein of 177 amino acids. Gene Ontology annotation, biological process: inner mitochondrial membrane organization. NCBI's taxonomy places the organism in Eukaryota, Metazoa, Mollusca, Bivalvia, Pectinida, Pectinidae. The transcript has 2 exons. The record is from RefSeq and is a predicted model, not a curated record.
GUUACCCCCCUUUACAUACCUCUCCGAAAAUGGCAGACACCAACAGAGAGAAAUGUAGCCAUAGUCAACCAAGCACUGUUAUAAUAAGGGAGCCAGGUGAAGAGGGAGGCGAUGCAAGAGAUUGUGAGUUUGAACUGGAGAGAGCUUCAUUUGCUCAAACAAAGACAAUUAUCAUUGAGUCAAGCAAACUUGGAGACAUGACAGCAAGAUGGAUAACUGUUGGAAACUGUUUGCAUAAAACAUCAGUAGUAUCAGGACUGACUUCUAUGGUCUGCAUGUAUUUCUAUCCUGAUCGAAGCUUUAUUUAUUUCCCACUUGGACUUGUCAGUGUAACCCUUGCUGGGACAUAUGCUGUUUCCUGGCAGUUUGAUCCUUAUUGUAAAUACCAAGUGGAGCACAAUGUGCACAGACUAGAGAAACUUCCCCUCCACAAUAUUGCCACCAGUUCUCCCAUUGUGUUGAUUCGACGUGAUGACCAUAGACGUAAAGUUCUCCACAAUAUAGUAGCACUCGCAGCAGCAGGACUAUGUGCAUGGAAAGCUUACAAGUUGUUUGUAGAUUGACAAUUCUAUAUUCUGUUACAAAAGUUUUAAAGAAUUCAUUACAGUUAAAGUGCUUCAUAAUGUCUAUUGAUUAAAUUUAGUUUACAUUUAAACAAAAAAUAAUGGCAAUAAAAUUAAUUUGCAUAGUAAACCUA